Molecule: messenger RNA, 2848 nt
Organism: Chenopodium quinoa (quinoa)
Lineage: Eukaryota; Viridiplantae; Streptophyta; Magnoliopsida; Caryophyllales; Amaranthaceae
Exons: 7
Coding region: 593-2491 (632 amino acids)
Molecular function (GO): chromatin binding
Source: RefSeq, a predicted model, not a curated record
UCGUGCAAAAUACAUGAUAUACAAUUUAAGAUUUACUAAACAAAUUCCCUUCAAACACCUCCAUUAAACACACCUUAAUUUAAAGAUAUCCACUCAUCAGUAUCAUUUCAAGACGUAAAACUCAUUAGAAUGCAAUGGUUUUAGAGACAUAUGUAAAAAAAAAAAAAAAAAACUUGUACCGUAUAUUUUUUUUCUUAUACAAGGUAAGAAAAAUAAUCAUUUUUUUUAAAGGAAAAAAAAAAAUCAGUAUAAUGUAAUGUAGGUUAAAAAAUAAUGUACUCCGCAUAUGUUAGGUGUUACACAUAUGAUACGAGCACAAGAGUCAGGAAUUAAGGUUACCCGCCUCCUCUCCUAACAAAAAAACCCCUGCUACUGCUACUACCGCCGGAAAUUCCCCAACAUACCCAGAAAAAAAACCCAGAAUUAACAUCAUCAAAUCAUCAAUCUUUAUUCAUUUGUGUUGAAUGAAAUGGAAAUUCACAUCAAUUUUCCCUAUUUUUCUUCCUUCCUUCUCCACCCCUAAAUUCUCUCUCCUCCGCCGUCGUCUCCGCCGCUUCCGCCGCCGUGUUGUUCACCAUUUCUCCUUCAGACGAUGACGAAUGGUGAGAAGGGAUUUGUGUCAUGGGAUGAACGGAUCAUUUCACAGGAGAAAGGUAAUCGUACAGUUCAUUAUUACCUUAAUGAUUCUGUGGGUGAUUCUGUACUGGCUAUUCAAGGUACUGAAAGAAGUGUUAGACAUAUGAUAUAUGUUGUUUUCGACGAUUUUGUCAAUCGUUAUGGCUCUGUUUGUAAUGUUAACUCUGCCACCAAAUGGCGCUCGAGAAGGGAGGUUGUUGACUGGCUUAAUAAGCUGGUUGCCAAAAAUCAGCACCUGUUGCCGCUGUCGGAGUCAUAUGCUUGUGCUCAACCCUUUCAAGAUCGAAUACGUGGAUCCAAUGGCACUCUAAUUUCUCAUUCACCUGUGACGCUUCCUAGGAAAUUGAAGGCCCAAAUAUCUGAUAUUGUGUGGAAUGGGGAAGGUUGGGCUUGUUCCAAAAAACUCAUGCAUUAUCCUUCCUUUAUCCGAACUGGGAUCACCAUUUCAGUGCAUUCUUUUGUGUUCGUCAUGGCUGCAGAAGGAAAUCCUUACCUUGGUUACUUAGAAGACAUGUAUGAGGAUAAAAAGGGGCAAAAAAAGGUUAAAGUGCGGUGGUUUCAUCGUGAUGAAGAAGUCACAAGUUUAGUGUCUCAGCUGGAUGCCCACCCUAGAGAAGUAUUUAUUACACCUCAUGUCCAAGUAAUAAAUGCAGAGUGCAUUGGCGGACCUGCUUCUGUCUUAACUCCCAAACAUUAUGAGCAAUGUGUGGCUGCUCUUCCACAGUCUAUAUUAUGCAGGGUACAUUUGUGCUUCAGACAGUUAAAAAAUGAUCAGAUCAGACCUUUCACUGUAAGCAAAUUACAGGGAUAUCGUAAUCAAGCAGUUUUGUCCUGUAUAAAUCAUAUCCUUUUCUCCAAGAAGAAGACCAAGGAGCAUAGUAAAAGAAAGAGACUUGAUGAGAGAAAGAUUGGAGACAUCCAAUUAAGGGGUCGUAGUAGAGCUGAGACGAGUCCUUCAGCAAUAGGGAGUCAAAAAACAAAAGUUGUGCCAUCAUUUUCAAAGCUGAAGAUAAAGUUAGCUGGGAAAACAGUGAAGCAUGGAGAUUUUGUAGAAAGUCAUCAUGAUGAGGUUUCUGCUUCAUUUGGAAUCAAUGAUGAUAUAGAGCUACUUUCUCAGGAUAGUGGUAUCCGAGGAUGUUGGUUCAAAUGCAAGGUCUUAGAGAUCUCCAGGAAGCGCAUCAAAGUUCAGUAUGAUGAUCUGGAGGAUCCUGAAGAUUUUGGGAAAUUGCAGGAGUGGGUUGCUUCAUAUAGAGUGGCAGCUCCUGAUAAAAUGGGUCUGAGAUGCUCUGGCCGUCUCACAACUCGACCACGUCCACCUAAGGACCCUGAUGACUGCAUUCUUGAGGUGGGAACAGCAGUAGAAAUUUGGUGGCAUGAUGGCUGGUGGGAAGGGGUCAUCAUCACCGCAAAUGUAUGUGGGACUGACCACCUACAAAUUUACCUGCCUGGUGAUGACAGAUAUGUGACCACAGAGAAAUCACUUAUAAGAAUGGCCAAAGAUUGGGUUAAUGGUUCAUGGGUUACUGCAAAGACAUGCCCUGACAUUCUUUCCUCUAUCUCUGCCAAGUCAAAUUCGCGCUUGCUUGAUUAUGCCAUGCCUCCUAUUUCAGAAGUUGUGGAAGUCGAAGAAGGGCAAGAUGCACCUGUUGUGAACAUGCAUAAGCCUGUACUUACAAAUGUUACAGACAAUACAAUAUGCAGAAGUCCAUCAAACAAAAAGGACAAUUCUGAUGCUGGGGUUGACUAUGAUGUUGGAGUUGUUGCUAAAGAUGAUAGGCUGAGCGCAGAAAAGGAUUUUGAAUUUUGCAGGCAGCAAUAUACACAGGAAAAAUUUGUGGAAGCCAGCGUGAGGUGAUGCAAUUUUUGUAAUGUGAAUGUAAGUAGCAUAUUUUGUAAAUAGCAUAGACAGAAAGAAAGAGAGCAACCGAGGAAGGAAUCAACAACGCUGGAGAGUUAGCUCAUCGGAAAUUUUUUAGUUGUGGAAUUUUGGGGUGGUGUAUAGAGAAGCUGGACAUAUCUAUGAGGGGGUCUGAGUUCAAACGUUGAAGAGCUCACUGCAGAAAGAAAUUGAUACAGCUUUUUUUAUGCUUGUCAAUAGUGAAAAGGUUUAAUUGCUAUUGUAGCUUGAAACAAGUCUCCAGUCUUGUGAUAAAUUUUAAGAGUAUUUAAACUCUCGGAAGGUAUUAAUAUCAAGUUGCAACAUUUGCAAGUA